AACGUGCAUCCAGGGUUGGGAGUCCAUAGUCGAGCCGUGGAACACACGGCUUGAAACAACUCAACUACUUUUUUAUUUUCGGGAGCAGAGAAGUCUUGUGUAUCACAAGAUGAGUGACGCCAAGCAGAACCUGUUGCUGUUCUUCGACCGGCCCUCGGAGCCCUGCUUCAUGCAGAAGGGCGAGGACAAAGCUGUCUUCGAGAUACCCGAUCAUUACUACCCGGAGAAGUACAAGAGGUUGAGCAACACGCUCGCGAACCGCUUCGGCGACGACGCGGGCCGCAGCAUCCCGGUGCGGAACAUCGCGCUCCCCAACCUGGCGCUCCCCAUGGAGCUCGACUACAACGCGCAGUUCUCGCUCUUCGUGCCCAAGCACAGGCGCAUGGCUGGCAAGCUCAUCGAUAUAUUCAUGACCAUGCGUGAUGUGGAGGACCUACAGUCAGUCUGCUCGUUCUGUCAGCUGCGCAUCAACCCCUACAUGUUCAACUACUGCCUCUCUGUGGCUAUCCUGCACAGGCCGGACACAAAAGGUCUGAACAUCCCGACCUUCGCGGAGACGUUCCCCGACAAGUUCAUGGACCCCAAGGUGUUCCGCAAGGCGCGCGAGGUCAGCAACGUCGUCACCUCCGGGAACAGGAUGCCGGUGACCAUCCCCGUGAACUACACGGCGUCCACCUCUGAGCCGGAGCAGCGCGUGGCGUACUUCCGCGAGGACAUCGGCAUCAACCUGCACCACUGGCACUGGCACCUCGUGUACCCCUUCGACGCGGCCGACCGCGCCAUCGUCAACAAGGACCGCAGGGGGGAGCUGUUCUACUACAUGCAUCAGCAGAUCAUUGCCAGAUACAACAUGGAGCGGCUGUGUAACGGUCUGGGCCGCGUCCGUCGCUACCAGAACUUCCGCGAGCCCAUCGAGGAGGGGUACUUCCCCAAGCUGGACUCGCAGGUGGCCUCGCGCGCCUGGCCGCCACGGUUUGCCGGCACUACGAUCCGCGACCUGGACCGUCCCGUGGACCAGAUCAGGUCGGACGUGUCCGAGCUGGAGACCUGGCGGGACCGCUUCGUGCAGGCUGUCGAGACUAUGUCCUUUGCCAUGCCCAACGGGCGGCAAGUCCCGCUGGACGAGGAGCGCGGGAUCGACGUGUUGGGCAACAUGAUGGAGUCCUCCAUCGUCAGCCCCAACCGCGCCUACUACGGGGACCUGCACAACAUGGGACAUGUCUUCAUCUCCUACUCGCACGACCCCGACCACAGGCAUCUGGAGCAAUUCGGUGUGAUGGGUGACUCGGCCACGGCCAUGCGUGACCCCGUGUUCUACCGCUGGCACGCCUACAUCGACGACCUGUUCCAGCUCUACAAGUACAAGCUCUCGCCCUAUGGAGACGAUAAGCUGGACUUCCCGGGCAUCCGCGUGUCCAGCGUGAGCGUGGAGGGUCCGGCGGGGCCCAACACGCUGUCCACGUUCUGGGAGCUCAGUACUGUGGACCUGGCGCGGGGGCUGGACUUCACGCCCAGGGGCUCCGUGUUGGCCAGGUUCACGCAUCUGCAGCAUCAGGACUUCAACUACGUUAUCGAGGUUAACAACACGGCGGGUCAGAGUGUGAUGGGUACAGUCCGCAUCUUCCUGGCGCCCACUGUCAACGAGGACGGCGAGCCGCUCGCCUUCGACGAGCAGAGGAGGCUCAUGGUCGAGCUCGACAAGUUCACCGCCGGCUUACGUCCGGGCAACAACACGAUCCGUCACCGCAGCUUGGACUCGUCUGUCACCAUCCCAUACGAGAGGACCUUCAGGGACCAGUCGAGCCGGCCCGGCCAGGCUGGGUCUGCGGAGGCGGCGGAGUUCGACUUCUGCGGCUGCGGCUGGCCGCACCACAUGCUGCUGGCCAAGGGUACGCCUGAGGGUUAUCCUGUCGUCAUGUUCGCCAUGGUGUCCAACUGGAACGAGGAUAGGGUGGAGCAAGACCUGGUAGGUUCAUGUAACGACGCGGCGUCGUACUGCGGCAUCCGCGACCGCAAGUACCCGGACCGGCGCGCGAUGGGCUUCCCCUUCGACCGGCCCGCGGCCGCCGCCAGCCUGCAGGACUUCCUGCGGCCCAACAUGGCCGUGCGGGACAUGGCCAUACGCUUCACAGACACCACGCGGCCCAGAGCUCGCCGGUAGGUGACACACGCACACCUGACAACUGACUACAUGGUUACAUAGCGGGUACUAGCAGAUAAACUUCACAUUUUUCAGUACUAUUUGUUUCUACUCAAAACUAAAAGUCGCUAAGAUUGAAAAAUAAUGGAUAUUUCAUGUCGCUCCAUGUAUGCCAAGUGUUAAGUGUUAAUCAGGAUAUCAAAACCUUAAAAUUUAAGAAUGAUUAUGGUCAAUACGGUUAUGAAGGCUGUAACUAAGUGACAUCCUACAAAAACGCCUUACAUUCAACAAUCAUUCAUGGAAAGGCCAAUUAAUGUAAUAAAUUGAAAAAACUACCUAGAUACUCAAAUAUUGCAAUUACAUCACUGCUUAUGACAAUUAUGUAAAAACAAAUACUAAUGUGCAAUACAAGCAAAAAAUUCCAACUUUAGUUGAAAUGUCUACUAGCGCCACCUAGUGAGUAACGCAACACCUUGUUGUGUAGGAGUGAGUCCCGCGAGAAGCGCCAUCUGUCGUGCGGCUGUGAGCCACUCGCGCCCGCCUCGCCGCCAGGGCUUAGGAAACCUUACUAUUAUACUAAAUGUAGUCACAAGCACUACAAUUACAUUUUCAAAAAAUAACUUGUUUAUCAAAUACUAGAGAAACUUCUUAAGUUUGCUAGUAAGGUGCUCAUUUAUUAUAAAAGUAAUAUCUAUAGGUGGCAUUUGAAUUUCAGUUUCUGUUCGAUGUGUUGCAGUCUUAUAAAUUUCAAUACAGAUUUGAUGUAUAAUAUACAUUGCUUAGACAUGUAUUUUAUAAAUUAUUUUCAUAAUGUAAUUCUGUAUAAUAUCCUGUCUAUGUAAAUCUGUAGUGUGACGACCUCGGCAAGUCUCAACGGAUUAUGAUAACUAUUUAAUCACUUUCUUUUAUAUAAUUUAGUUUUAAGUAAACGGGUCUGUAAAUAAUUUAAAUAGUUUUAAGUGUUAUGUACAAAGUGUAAAUACUUGUGUUAUUGAGACUGAAUAAAUUAGCCUUUUACCAAA
Messenger RNA from Trichoplusia ni (cabbage looper), 3162 nucleotides. It is a transcript of the gene PPO1, whose product is annotated as phenoloxidase subunit 1. The coding region runs from base 110 to 2161 and encodes 683 amino acids. The transcript is spliced from 15 exons. The record is from RefSeq and is a predicted model, not a curated record. NCBI's taxonomy places the organism in Eukaryota, Metazoa, Arthropoda, Insecta, Lepidoptera, Noctuidae. Gene Ontology annotation, molecular function: oxidoreductase activity.